Messenger RNA from Knipowitschia caucasica, 558 nucleotides. NCBI's taxonomy places the organism in Eukaryota, Metazoa, Chordata, Actinopteri, Gobiiformes, Gobiidae. The record is from the annotation of a GenBank genome assembly.
AUGUACAGGAGGAGAAGCCGGAGUAGAACUUGGGACAUAUGCAGAGUAAAACGCCGGUUUGAGACGGAUCAUCGACCUGGGACUCGGGAGCAGGAGCGGCCAGACGCGGACCCCUGGACGAGCCAGAAAGACCCUGUACAACGCCUGCACAGCGAUAAAGAAGCUUUCUGUACGUGGCAGGAGAAGGAUGAAGGAGGAACCGGUGACUCUGAUGAUUUGCUCCUAGACCAAUUCAUGGUGGGCCUUCGUCGAGGACUGGUUAAACAAGAGCUUAGCCGACAGCUGCGCCGCCGUGACGGCACAACAUUCAAGGCCGCCUGCACAGAGGCCCGGGCAUUGGAACAGGAGCUGCAGGCGGAGGAGGAAUCACUGGUCACUAACCCGCUACUGCCCACAAAGACCCACUCAAAGGCCCCAGGAUUUUUAAGCACCCCUGCAGCUGAGGGCCAAGCGGUAGGGACGGCUAUUCUCGAGCCCAUAACUCCAGCAACAGAAACUCACGAGGCAGCCAACACAGGACUAGGACAGAAGACUGUGCUGGAUCGCAAGUCUCCAUGA